GGCCGAUGGAUCCGGAGGCGGCGGGGGACGAGCUGUCCCGCCUUCGGGCCCUCUUCGUGGCCUGCGACGCCAACGGCUCGGGCCGCAUUGAACGGGAAGACUUCGCGGCGCUCUGCGCCGAGCUGCGGGUGCAGCCGGCCGAGGCUGAAGCCAUCUUCCAGCGCCUCGACAGCGACCGCGACGGGGCCAUCACCUUCCCGGAGUUCGCCCGCGGCUUCCGCGGCGCCACCCGACGGCGGCCGGGCAGCGGGGAGCAGGAGGGAGAGGAGGAGGAGGAGGUGGCGACGGCGUGUCCGGCCGCGGGGCUGGAGCAGCCCUGGAGGGACUUCGAGGUGCGGCUCGGGGACGAGGCGAGGUACAUCCCCAGUCAAGAGCAGGUCAGUGUUCUGUAUCAGAACAUAUACAUAGCAGAGCCAAGAUUGAUCCAGCCAUAUGAACAUGUCAUCAAGAGCUUCAUCCAAGAGUUCAGACUUAAAAGUGCAGAGAUGGAAACUUUGGCCAUUGGAGUGAAAAGAGCUCAAGAUAAAGUGGCAGUUCAGCUCAGUGAGCUGGAGGAAGAGAUGGAACAACGGAUACAGGCUGCAGAGCAUAACAUUAGAAAGGAAGAGAAGCGAAAAGCUGAAGAAGCGCUGAAUGAGCUGAAGCGCCAGUAUGAUACUGAAGUUGGGGAUCUUCAGGUGACAAUAAAAAAACUGAAAAAACUGGAGGAGCAAUCAAAAAAUGUAAAUCACAAGGAAGAUGUGGUUGAAUUGAAAAAAAGAAUGCAUGAUAUGUUGCAGGAGAAUCAGAAACUAAAAAAAGAUCUUUUAGAAGCACAGACAAAUAUAGCUUUUCUACAGAGUGAAUUAGAUAGCUUGAAAAGCGAGUAUGCAGAUCAGACUUUGAACACUGAGAGAGAACUGGAAAGGAUCCGAGAGUAUACUGAAGACAGAGAUAAUCUGGAAAGACAAAUUGAAAUACUUCAAUCAGCUAAUAGAAAGCUACAUGACAGCAAUGAUGGUUUAAGGACUGCCCUUGAAAACAGUUUUAGCAAGUAUAACAGGUCAUUGAGGUUAGCAAAUACCUCACCAGGAAGCACCAUUUCUAGAAGCAGUCCUAAAUAUAAUGGUGGACAGUCUCCUCUAAACCCACGCUAUGACAGAUCGUCUCAUUCGUCUUGUGUGGAUGAAGAUUAUGAUUCUUUAGCUCUUUGUGAUCCUAUGCAAAGGAUAAACUGUGAAGUUGACAGCUUACCUGAGAGCUGUUUUGACAGUGGUUUGUCUACCCUGAGAGAUUCAAAUGAGUAUGAUUCGGAAGCCGAAUACAGGCAUCAAAGGAUUUUUCAAAGGUCACAGUGUAUGCAAGAAAGCUUUGGUGGUGAUGCUUCUGAUACAGAUGUUCCAGAGAUCAGAGAUGAAGAUGUGUACAGUCCUGAUAACAGCAGUUCAGGAUUAGACUGGAAGCCCUCACGACCAGUAAGUCGAAGCAGCUCAAUAGCUUCAACAAGAAAAUACAUAUCUGCGCUCACCCCUCAGUCAGAUGCAACUGAAUGUACUCCAAAACACCCCAGUUCAGAGAAGGCUUAUAAGAUUGUUCUUGCUGGAGAUGCAGCAGUGGGAAAAUCCAGUUUCCUCACAAGACUUUGCAAGAAUGAAUUUCGAGGCAAUACAAGUGCAACCCUGGGUGUGGAUUUUCAAAUGAAAAGAUUAAUUGUUGAUGGAGAACCUACAGUGCUACAGCUGUGGGACACAGCUGGGCAGGAGAGAUUCCGGAGUAUUGCUAAAUCAUAUUUCAGACGAGCAGAUGGUGUCUUACUGCUAUAUGAUGUAACAUGUGAAAAAAGCUUUCUUAAUGUGCGAGAAUGGGUUGAUAUGAUUGAGGAUUCAACUCAUGAGAAUAUUCCAAUUAUGAUGGUGGGAAACAAAGCAGAUCUCCGUGAAGCUGUUACAGAACAAGGGCAAAAAUGUGUGCCUGGAAACUAUGGUGAAAAGCUGGCUAUGACUUAUAAUGCACUAUUCUGUGAAACAAGUGCUAAAGAUGGAUCUAAUAUUGUAGAGGCAGUGCUUCAUCUUGCCCGCGAAGUGCGAAAACGAAGCGAUAAUCAAGAUGAUAAAAGGUCAGUGACCAGCCUGGCUUCAACACCUGCCAAAAAAUUGGCACUCACAAAGAACUGUUGCAAUGUUUAA
This is a messenger RNA of Calypte anna (Anna's hummingbird), 2165 nucleotides long. It is a transcript of the gene RASEF, whose product is annotated as RAS and EF-hand domain containing. The record is from RefSeq and is a predicted model, not a curated record. Bases 6 to 2165 code for a protein of 719 amino acids. The transcript is spliced from 17 exons. NCBI's taxonomy places the organism in Eukaryota, Metazoa, Chordata, Aves, Apodiformes, Trochilidae. Gene Ontology annotation, molecular function: GTP binding; GTPase activity; calcium ion binding.